Messenger RNA from Cucurbitaria berberidis CBS 394.84, 2952 nucleotides. RefSeq lists its product as uncharacterized. Gene Ontology annotation, cellular component: microtubule cytoskeleton; cell tip. The record is from RefSeq and is a predicted model, not a curated record. Lineage: Eukaryota; Fungi; Ascomycota; Dothideomycetes; Pleosporales; Cucurbitariaceae. The transcript has 4 exons. Bases 93 to 2645 code for a protein of 850 amino acids. Gene Ontology annotation, biological process: establishment or maintenance of actin cytoskeleton polarity. Gene Ontology annotation, molecular function: protein binding.
CCUCCCACCGACUGCGCCGCAGCCUCAUUGGCGACCGCUCGACGGCCAAACGCGUGUGGGGGUAUUGAAUGAACAGCUGGAUAUGAGCUAGGAUGACGCGCCCAGAGAUAAUCAGAGCAGACACGCACGACCUCCAAAACAAAUCAUCGCCCACCGCCCAAGACCACUCCCUCCAACCCGAGCGGCCCGCGCCACUGGGAAUCGGCCCCGCCGCACCCCACCAACAGGCCGCUAUCCGAAACGUAGAGGAGGAGCGGUCUACGGAAGAGGCACGCCUGCAGAAUGCCUGGAGCGAUGCGGGAACUGCGCUGCGAGAAGACCCGGGCUCAGACGAUGACCGCACCGUGGUCAACCACGCCAAUGGCCACAAGGGCACACAGCAGGAUGAGCAGGCCAUCAAGCUGAACGGUGGCGUAUCUGGCGACGGCGAUGGCGACGACGCAGACCUGCAGGACGCCGAUGAGGACGACGAGUCCGAGGACGACAUGAUGGACAAGAUCUCGAGCUCGCCCUCGAUAGACGAUGAGGACAUCGACUUCGAAUUCGUUUACGCACUACACACCUUCGUCGCGACCGUGGAAGGUCAAGCCAAUGCAACAAAAGGCGAUACAAUGGUGCUACUUGAUGACAGUAACAGCUACUGGUGGCUUGUACGGGUUGUCAAAGACAGUAGUAUCGGCUAUCUACCCGCUGAACACAUUGAAACCCCCACAGAACGAUUGGCGCGACUUAACAAGCACAGAAACAUUGACUUAUCGGCAACGAUGCUCGGGGACACCGCGGAAAAGUCGAAGAACCCACUCAAGAAGGCGAUGCGCCGAAGGAACGCCAAGACCGUGCAAUUCGCACCUCCGACCUAUGUCGAAGCCUCGGAUUAUGACUACUCAUCUGACGAAGGCGAUGACGAAUUGUUUGGCGGCCCGGAGCCGGCACAAGUGCAACAGCAACAACAACAAGAUCAGCAACAGCAGAGCGCAGAGGCCGAAACCGAGCAAGAGGAGGGCUUGAAAGUGCAGCCGCUAAAGGUCAACGGCGCCAAGAAGGACGCCAACGGCCAGCCUGAAACCGAUGCAAGGAGCUCAAGUGAAGACCCUACGAAGAGGGAUGAAGACCCACAGAGAGGAAGCGAGGACAUGUCUGAUCAACCAUUGGAUCCUAAAAUCUCACGGAAUGGCACACUACGCAAUACCGACUCGUUCUUCAAGGACGAGAACACCGAAACUCGGAAGAUUUCCCUCACGCCUAAUCUGCUUCGCGACGAUUCGAGUACAUCUACAACUGGCUCCCGUGAGCGCGGCCCUAGUCUUGAGAGUUUGGAGAAGAACGGCUUUGCAGACAAGGUCAAGGACAAGAAGGACAAGAAAGAGAAGAAGCCCGGCAUGCUCAGCGGCCUGUUCAAGCGAAAGGACAAGAAAGCGAGGCUUGAUUCCAUUGACAGUGACAUUGAGAAGCCAGAGGAAGUAGACCGCAGUUCGCCCCAAUCCAAGCCCUCAGAAGAGUCAACGGAGCGCCCGUCAGCUGAGCAGACUGUCGCGACAGCAGCGCCGCAGCGACAACCAAGCAAGGGAAAACUACAGAAGGCCCAACGCACGCGUGAUGAUUCUCCACAGAAGACGAAAGGUAUACUCAAGACCGAUAGUCCAACAGAAACCAUGAUGCAGCCAGAGACCACGCCAGAUGCGCCGAGCACCAAACCAGCUGUACAGGAAACGGCAUCGACCAUGCGUUUGGUAGCCCCGGAACAAGAAGGCGAGGGAACACAGUCCGUGGAAGAACGAACUGUGGCUCCUGUCAACCGCUCAGCCUCGACCUCUAGGAACCCUUUCAAGUCGAAGCCUCAACAAAACGGCGAGGCGAAGCUUGAAAAGGUCAAACAAGCGAAGCAGCGCGUCCAGCUGGAUGAUUUCGACACCGACUCCGAUGAAAGCAAUGAUCCCUUCGCCGAUCCCGACGCUCAAACGAGGUCUGCUCAGCCUGAGCCCUCCCAGAAUACGGGUCGUCUUUCUGAAUCGCCAGUACAUGUUUCUGCUGCGGACGCACAACCGUCAAGCAAAUCCAUGGCCCAGGAACGGGAAAAGGAGCCCGACCCUCGUCAACCUCCAGGUCUCACGACGGACAAUUCGAGCCAAGAAACAAGUUCGCCCAUCUCAACACCAACCCCCGACGAUAGCCCCAUGAAGACCAUCCCUGAAAACAGGACGGUCUCUACCUUGCGCUCUGGGAAGACUCCUUCACCAACGAACCUGGCACCAAACUCAAAUCCGAUACCGGCGCCCUCGCGACCCGCUCCCGUACCAGGCAAGGAACACGAACCCUCACCGCCCAUCUCUUCCGACAGUACCAUGCUUCCCGCAUGGUCAGACGCUAGCCUUCGAGCAUAUCUCGACGAUGGCAGUGACAUCAGAGACACCCUCUUACUAGUAAACGACACAACAGGCGUUGUGCCUGUUGGAAGGGAUCACCCGCUGAUGAGAAACCUCUUCGUCGAGGAGACCAAGGCGGUGCAGGGCCUUAGCGGCCAACUCGAUAGGUUGUUGAAUGGCCUGAUGGAGAAGAGGAUGAAGCGAGCUGGUAGUGCAUCUAGCAAGAUGAGCACUGCAAGUGGCAAGAGCGCGAAUGCGAGUUUGCAUUCGUCGGGACGAUAGUGACACCAGUCUGGUUUGGGAGGAAGUGGACCACUGACAAAGUUUUUGAUGUACGAAAUCCUUUUCGCGCCAUGUUUGUAUACCCUAGGGGAUUUUCUACCGCUGGCGUUUUCCCCUUUCUUUCUUCUUUCCUUGGCGAUGGGAGGCAUGGUUUUAUUACGUGGCAAAUGAUACUGGGACAUACACAACUUUUUCCGAUUUUUUUGUUGAGCCGCGCGCGGCAAGAGCCUGGGUUUCCUGCCUUACUCUUUCAGUUUUGGUUUUUUGUCUAGUUUUUUUUAUCUCUCGCUCACUGCGUGUGUGUCAG